This is a messenger RNA of Brienomyrus brachyistius, 3544 nucleotides long. It is a transcript of the gene sgsm3, whose product is annotated as small G protein signaling modulator 3. NCBI's taxonomy places the organism in Eukaryota, Metazoa, Chordata, Actinopteri, Osteoglossiformes, Mormyridae. The record is from RefSeq and is a predicted model, not a curated record. Gene Ontology annotation, molecular function: protein binding.
UGGGAUCGCCGUUCCGGGAGCCGGGACUACUUCGGCUUCCCAUUGAGAAAACGACGGGCGCAGCGCAGGGAUACGAUAAGGUCGUGAGCAGGUGUAUGACGCAAAGCAAACACGUCGCAAAGGAUGUGGUUAAUACGCGUCUUAUUCUGGAGUUUAUCCGGUAAUUAAGGUCGCUUUCCUGCCUCCAAACUGAAUCGUGUGCGAGCAAGGAUGGAGGACAGCGUGUUUGGAGAGACAGAACGACCGUGAGAAGCUGUAAUCACCUGCUGACCUUUCAUCUUUGGACUUCUGCAUAAAGCCAGGUCUCGGCCUUGCUGAUCACUCUCGCCAUGUCAGGAAGUUACACUCCAGUACCAGGUGGACCCUUCUCAGCUCUGACCCCCAGCAUGUGGCCUCAGGACAUCCUGGCCAGAUGCUGCCAGGAGUCCCCUGAUGAACCCGAGGUUCAGUACGAUGAGUUUGGGUUUCGGAUUGAUAGUGAAGAUGGUGUGGAAGUCCAGGACCCCCUCACAGGUGACAGGUCACCCCAGCACGAGGACCCCCAGCAGCGGCUGCGCUGGCAGGCCCACUUAGAGUUCACCCAUAACCACACAGUGGGUGACCUGACCUGGGACCUGAUCGCCCCCCUGCUGCCCCGCUCUGACCGGCUGCGGGCACUGGUUCUGGGGGGUAUUCCGCACAGCAUGAGGCCCCAGCUGUGGAUGCGGCUCUCGGGGGCCCUUCAGAAGAAGAGGACGUCGGAGAUCCCCUACAGGGAGAUCAUCAAGAACAGCUCCAAUGACGACACCACUGCAGCCAAGCAGAUAGAGAAAGACCUGCUGCGCACCAUGCCCUCUAACGCCUGCUUCAGCACCCUGACCAGCGUGGGCGUGCCCCGGCUCCGGAGGGUUCUACGCGGCCUGGCCUGGCUCUACCCGGAUAUUGGCUACUGCCAGGGCACCGGCAUGGUGGCUUCAUGCCUGCUGCUCUUCCUGGAGGAGGAGGACGCACUGUGGAUGAUGUGUGCCUUGAUUGAGGACCUGCUGCCACCCUCAUACUUCUCUUCCACGCUGCUGGGCGUGCAGACGGACCAGCGUGUGCUCAGACAGCUGAUCGUGCAGUACCUGCCCUGCCUGGAUCGGCUCCUGCAGGAGCAUGACAUUGAGCUGUCCCUCAUCACGCUGCACUGGUUCCUCACAUCCUUCGCCAGUGUGGUGGACAUACGCAUCCUCCUGCGCAUAUGGGACCUGCUCUUCUACGAAGGUUCAGUUGUGCUGUUCCAGGUUACACUGGGCAUGCUGAAGAUCAAGGAGGGGGAGCUGGUGUCCUCAGAGAAUUCCGCCUCCAUCUUCAACACGCUGUCAGACUUGCCCAGCCAGAUCGAGGAUGGCACGGCAGUGCUUGGGGAGGCAAUUCGCUUGGCGGGGGCACUGUCCCAGGAGAACCUGGAUGCCCAGCGUCACAAACACCUGGCCUAUAUCCUAGCUGAACAGGCCCAGCUGAACUCCAACAACUCGCACGCCCUCACUAGCAGCCUCAACAAGGUGGUACGCAGGCAGAGCCAGCGCAGAAAGUCGACGCUCAGUUCGCUGCUCUUUGGGGAGGAUGAGACCGAAGUGCUCAAGGCCAAGAAUAUCAAGCAGACGGAGCUGGUGGCUGCCCUGCGGGAGGCCAUCGGCCGCACAGCCGAGCACUUCCACUGCCUAGACCCGCGCAACUGCAGCGCCGACCUGACCCCCGAUUACUCCAUGGAGAGUCACCAGCGGGACCACGAGAAUUUCGCUGUGGUAUCGCGUAACAGGCGGCGACGUGCCAAAGCCCUGCUGGACUUUGAGCGCCAUGACGACGACGAGCUGGGCUUCCGUAAAAAUGACAUCAUUACGAUAAUCUCUCAGAAGGAUGAGCACUGCUGGGUGGGCGAGCUGAAUGGGCUCCGAGGUUGGUUUCCGGCUAAGUUCGUUGAAGUUCUCGACGAGCGGAGCAAAGAGUACUCGCUUGCUGGGGAUGACUCGGUGACUGAGGCUGUCACUGACCUCGUCAGGGGGACGCUCUGCCCAGCCCUGAAGGCCAUCUUCCAGCAUGGUCUGAAGAAGCCCUCCAUACUAGGUGGUCUCUGUCACCCCUGGCUCUUCAUCGAAGAGGCUGCCAGCCGGGAGGUGGAGCGCGACUUUAACUCUGUCUACUCCAGGCUGGUGCUCUGUAAGACCUACAGGUUAGACGAGGACGGCAAGGUGCUGACGCCAGAGGAGCUGCUCUACAGGGCUGUACAGUCUGUGAACAUGAGCCACGACACGGCACACGCCCAGAUGGACGUGAAGUUCCGCUCUCUCAUCUGCGUCGGCCUGAAUGAGCAGGUACUGCACCUGUGGUUGGAGGUUCUCUGCUCCAGCAUGGCAGCGGUGGAGAAAUGGUACCAGCCAUGGUCCUUCCUCCGCAGCCCAGGUUGGGUCCAAAUCAAGUGUGAGCUGAGGGUUCUGUCCAAAUUUGCCUUCAGCCUCUCACAGGAUUGCGAACUGCCAGCAAAGAAGGAGGAGAAGGAGCAGAGACCCCUGAAGGAGGGCGUUCAGGACAUGCUGGUUAAACACCACCUCUUCAGCUGGGACAUUGACGGCUAGAUGCUGAUGCCAACACACAAACUCUUAAAUUCCCCCUGGAGCACACACACUCCCCCCCCCCCCCAGUAUAGCAGUGUUCUUGAACCCUCACACACAUCAUCAUGCUAAACUAAGACUCCACUCCUCCGAUUUUGGGACUCUCCCGUGUGACUCUGCACAUCAAACAUCAGCCACGGACAGAUGCUUGAAAAGAUGAUGAUGAUGAUGAUGAUGAUGAUGAUCUCAGUGUGGAGACACCCCACCCCCGGCCAUGCUCUCCUUUGACUCCUAAUUCCUUCCUGCCUUCCUAAUUCCUUCAGAAGGCUGCAAUGUGUCAUUUGUACAGCUGGGUGUCUAAUACAUUUCCUAAAUGUAACCUGUACUAUUUCAGUGUCCUAUUCCCCCAGAUGUACCCACCUCCUGAACCUGCUGCUCUUUCGACUCGCUACCGCCCCCUAUUGAUGACUGCAUUGUACUUUAACAUGCUGGGUGGGUUGUGGGCGUCCGCCUCUUCGUCCUGCUUGCCCUGUCAAAGCGGUGCAUGCGCCGAACAGGAUGUCAGAAUUUGUAACUUCCUGCUUAUCAAGCAGUUUGGCUGAGGCCCUUGGGUUGGCCUUGCAAACCAGCAGUGAAACUCUCACACCUUCCUUGAUUUGUAACCUUUAAAACCAUGACUGCUGUAGGCUGUGUGUGCAGCUUGCUGAGAGGUGGCAGGUGCUGUGCUCUUACUCAGCCCAGCAGCUGGAAAGCUGGGUCAUUUCAUCCCGUUGUUCUGAAUGUGCGGUUAGAUUUUCUAUGGUCCUCGCUACCUGUAGGUGGUGCUGCACGGCUGUGCUCUCACCAGGCCCUCUGAGCGGUGGGUAGUUUGUGAGAAAUCUGGUGUGGUUGCAGAGCAGCGGGGGAGCCCACAGCGCUCAAUCAUGUUUACCUGCAUGUACAGAAAGAGAAAAUAAAGGUCUGUAUAUAUGUAA